CUACCAAGCAGCCUCCAUGCCCCUCACCCACGCAGAGUCAUCAGAAGGACUGCCGGGCGAUAACGACAAGGCCACGACGGCUGGACUGCCGCUACUCAGCUCGGCAUUGACGCCCUCGGGUCGCUGAGAGCCGACGGAGGCACACCCAUCAGCGGCAGCCGAUGCUGAGCCGGCAGCGGACGGCCACUCUGCAUUGGUCUGCUGUUGGACGGCAGCGGACGACGACGAGUGCUGCUUGAGGGGCGGGGUCACAAACGGAAGGGCAGUGGGGGAAGGCCUAUUGGCUGUUGGACCAGUCACAGAGAUGCUGCUGGCGCUGUUUGGCGUCUGCUGUGGGGGCGUCGUCUCGUGAGAUGAGCUCGAUUGAUCAGCCUGCUGCUGUAGUAAGGACGCAUCGGCUCCGCCCGACCCGCCUCUUCUGCCCUUCUUCUUUCGGUGUCUCGGCGUGGGUGCUGAUUGGUUGCUGUCUGCUGCCAUCGUCUCUUCUUGUUCCUCCUGCUGGUACGCCAGCGAGGUGGGCGUCAGGCAGCCACUCUGGCUGGUGGUGGUCGCGCUCCCGCCGUCAUCGUCAGCAGCAGCGGAGGAUGGCUUGUCGAUGGGCUCAGCGGCUGAAGCAUAAGUCUGCCUGGCAUGGCGUCUGCGGCCCCUCCCCUGCCCUCUGUUCCACUCUCUUUCCUCCUCAGCUAUCAGCUCAGCCGCUGUGUCUUCGGCCUGAAGCUGCUGACGACGCUGCAGCCAGGGACCGACAACAAAGCGCCACAGUGCCGAAAGGCCGAGCAGGACAGCGAGGGCAACGGCAACCCAGGGCGCCCAGGGAGAGGACACCUGCAAAGGAAAGAGCCACUCGGAAAGAGAGAAGGACAAAUUAUUCUUUCUGUUGCCUCUUGUGCAGUACUAGAUCAAGGCUUUUUGGAAGCCGAUACAAUCCACUGCCCUGAUACGGAUGGACACAGCAGAAAUGCGGCUGUGCGUACGACUGUGUCGCUUCCAUGAAGGUAGAUCGACACACAGGUGUGCCUACCGCUAUUCGCUAAAUGUGCGCGCCGAAGUGCUAGCGACUCCGGCGAGUUCUUGGAUGGCGCGCUUACAGCUGCUCUGAAGAUACGAAGCAUAAAUGAACUCGGUAAGGCGUCGUCUGAGACCCUGCGUCUGACCCUCAUCUGAGACGCGAUUCUCAUCUUUAAGGCCACACUGCCGCUGAUCGAUCGACAGGACAGCAUGAUCGUGAGCAGUACAGACGCAAGGCAUCGAGUACCUUUUUGCUAAUCUGAGCAAUAUUUGCUUGCAGGCGUCCACGCUCUCGGGAUACAUAAUGAUUCUGGACUCCAGCGUGUCGCAUAUUACGUCCACACACCCAUGGUCGACUGCAUAGUUACUCUACAACGUCGGCAAACACAGACAACGACGAAAGUCUGACGCCUUCUUCCACACCCUCCCGCCCACCGCCGUUUCAUUUCCCCACUUCCACGGGAACAAACACGACAUCAGAGGAAUGUGCGUGAGCGCUUCCAUCGGACGACCGAAAACUCCCGUUUCCCUUCGGUAUGCCCUCAUCAAAUUCGGGAGGACCUCAGCGUCUAUCAUUUGCGCCAUACUGACGGGAACCGUCUCGCGGCGCUUCCCUGAGGCACCCACACAGGCAAUUGGCAGACGACUGUGAUGCCUUUCUGCAGCUGCAUGGGUGACUCACGUGCCAUCUGAUGUAGGGAGACCACCGCAACGAACAAGGCAUGUAGGGCAUCGUGGUUGGUCGAUAGAAGUAAAGGCGAGAUCCUUGACACCGCUCCAUACUCGGAAAAAACAUCGGCCAAACCAGACGGCAGUUCCGCGAGUCCGUAAACGCCCGUCGGGGCGACAGAAAUCUGGGCCAGCAGGGCUGUCGCAGCUGUGACAACGAACUCAUCGUGACGGUCCAGCAGCUGCACGGCGACCAUCAAUGUACUCGGCUCGAUGAGCAUCUUAGGGGCGACUUGUAAGAGAUGCGCCAGCAGGACGACUGCUUCCCGUUCCACGUCGCUGUCCCGAGACCUUUCCAGCAGACGAGUAAGAAAUCCAGCGUAUCCCAUAGCCUCCUCCUGCGGUUGUGUGCUGUCUGCAAUAUCCUCUCUGAUGGUCCGCAACACGCUCAGCUGCAGGGCAGUGUCGUUGGUCUCCACAGCCAAACCAGCCAGCUCAACCGGAAGGGCGAUAGAUUCCUCGAAGGAUCUAUCGCCCUUCUGGCCCUUCUUGUCAGGAAAAUGCCGGUGCUGCAAGGAGCCGCUCGGGGUGGCCAUAAGGGCCAGCGCAUAGAGCAAGGCCGACAGCAUCAGGAGAUCCACAACAAGAUCAGCCGCGGGAAUCAGUUCACGGCUGUCCCACAAGAGACCACAGCCGUGACACCCCUCUACAGGGGACACCCCCGCCCGGACUUUUGGACGGACGACUGGAUGAAUUGCUUUGCUUUGCGCUGUCCCCACAGCAUGCCGUACGCCAUUGGCUACCUUCAGAUGGUCACAAUGCACAAAAAAACC
Molecule: messenger RNA, 2510 nt
Organism: Vitrella brassicaformis
Lineage: Eukaryota; Vitrellaceae
Source: the annotation of a GenBank genome assembly